GUUGCCCUCAGUUGAAAAUAAAACUUCGAAGAGUAAAAUUGUGUACAGCGAAGGGAAGUGAAAACCAAAAACAUUUUUAACUUUCUUGUUGAACUCAGAAAGUCUUAAAUAUUUUUAUUUGAGUGUAAAGAAAUAUAAUAAAUUCGAACAAAAAUGGCAAUUGUUCCACUACUAGCAAACUUGGCUCGUGAAUUCGAUACCGAAUAUAGAGAUUUGGAACACUACUGGGAUGAUGAUUUCGGUUUCGGUAUACAUCCAUUGGAAAUUUUCCGACCGAUGCGUCAUGGUCAUUCGUUAAUGCUACAGCCACGUCGUCGCCAUUAUCCAUACGAUCGCGCACAAGUGUUGGCGCGUCGUUCCGCACGUUUGGGCAAGGAUACGGCUGAAUGUUCAUCGUUAAUACCCACUGUCGGCAAAGAUGGCUUCCAGGUGUGCAUGGAUGUGUCGCAGUUUAAGCCAAACGAAUUGACCGUUAAAACUGUAGACAAGACGGUGAUUGUGGAGGGUAAACAUGAGGAACGUGAGGAUGACCAUGGCAUGAUACAACGACACUUUAUUCGCAAAUACACACUGCCGAAAGAUUACGAUCCAAAAGAUGUGGUGUCUACAAUCUCAUCGGAUGGUGUACUCACUGUGAAAGCACCACCACCACCAAGUAAGGCUAUUAAAGCGAAUGAACGCGUCGUACAGAUACAACAGACAGGGCCGGCACAUUUGAGCGUCAAAGCACCGGAGGAAACUAAUAGCGAAGGCAAGGCGAAAGAGAAUAGCGAUAAGAAAUCUGCAAAAUGAGUGAAUGCAUAUGUGCAGAAGAAGUUGCGUUAUAAAAGCACCAUAUAAAAAUUCGUCACCUCACACUUCAUCAUCAACAUUUCUGGUCAUUGCCACUCAUUUAGUUUAAGUCGACUAAAAGCUAUUCCAUCACUAAGCAUUUAAUGUUCCAGUGUUUUAUAAUAAAUAAGAAAUAUAUACUUUGUAUUUUCUUUUUUUUUUUUUUGUAAUACAAAAUUUUCGGUGACUACUGUGUAGUAAAUACUAUGAGAGACACUCGUUUGUAACCGAUAUUUGUUUGUCAAAUAAAUAAGUUGUUUGUACGUUUUAAAAAAUCAAA
Molecule: messenger RNA, 1111 nt
Organism: Bactrocera oleae (olive fruit fly)
Lineage: Eukaryota; Metazoa; Arthropoda; Insecta; Diptera; Tephritidae
Gene: Hsp27
Product: Heat shock protein 27
Biological process (GO): protein refolding; response to heat
Cellular component (GO): cytoplasm; nucleus
Source: RefSeq, a predicted model, not a curated record